CGUCAGCAGUAAGGGAUACCUUAUCAACAGGCCCCGACUGGUCUAUGCUGUUGAGAUCUCAAACAGCAGUCAUGGACCAGAGGCCCGGAGAAGCGGACGAGGCCUAUCAGGCCCGCAUGCUGGCCUGGAGUGCGGAGACUAAGAAACGGGCAGAUGACGCUGCAGCAGCAGCGAAGAAGAAGGCGGAAGAUGCAGAGCAGGCACGGCUGUUGGCACUUGAACAACAGCGCCAGCAUGAUGAGGCAGCAGCAAGGGCUGCCGAUGAAGAAAGAAUACAGCGUCGUGAGAAGAUAUUCACUGGAGAGCGGGCGUUACUUACCAUGGCAGCAGCAUGGCGGACCGAGGCCGAGGAUGGCAAGUUGGAGGACAGCGCCAACAAGAUAGCGCUCCUCCUCUCGCAUCUCACGGAUCUCCUGGCCACCUGCAUUACACAGCAGGCGGAGAUCCUUGGCCUCAACACCUCGCUAGCUCAUCUCCAAGACCGCCUUCAGCGGUUGGAGCAGCGACCAGUCGCCGCCGCAGACGCAGGCUCUUCCAACACUACCGACCGCCUCAAUGCAUUGGAGAUGGACGUCGGCGCACUCAAGGAUGGCGUACAAUCGCAGCAGACCGCGACACAGCAAUUGCAACACCGGAUUUGCACUACCGCCACCACUUCAAGUACAGAACCGCACGAGACCACUUCAAAGUUCGACGGGCAGGAGAUCUUCUGCGACUCAACGAAGACAGAUCCUAUUCCAUGGUUUCGCAAGUUAGAGUUCACGCUGCAGUUGUCCAACGUCAAGGAACACAAGCACCACGCCUACUUGUACUCUCGCUCAGGGGGCGCGUGCCAGGCCUGGUUGGACAACCUCCUGUCCAAGUACGGAGUGGUAGCUGCGGACUUGGUUCCAGGUGGAGCCGCCAGAGAUCAAAGCCAUGGACAAGCUCAUGGUCUUUGAGCAAGGCACGCUGCCGAGUACGGACUGGAUCGCCGAGUACCAACGCUU
Messenger RNA from Chara braunii, 989 nucleotides. NCBI's taxonomy places the organism in Eukaryota, Viridiplantae, Streptophyta, Charophyceae, Charales, Characeae. The record is from the annotation of a GenBank genome assembly.